Bemisia tabaci is the source of this 2069-nucleotide messenger RNA. The record is from RefSeq and is a predicted model, not a curated record. Lineage: Eukaryota; Metazoa; Arthropoda; Insecta; Hemiptera; Aleyrodidae.
ACGUUCUAGGUUAUGUAUCCUGAGAACUUUCCCUCUCCCUAGCCCCAGACUGUUUCUACAAAUUUCAGUGAUAAUUUACUGUAUGCAUGCUCAUGGCUCAGUUAUAUUAUUGAUGUGAGUGCCGUCUAGUGUUUCCAAAAUUUGUUCAACUCUAAGUACAAUCAUUAAUUUUCCUCAUGCUGGAUAAGCUCUCAAGCCAUCGCAGAUAGUGUAAAUGAGUCAUCCAGCCACUCCUAUCAAACACCGAUCUCAGCACAAUGGGGAUAGAUCUUUCAUCAGAUUUAUCAACAAAACAAAUGAUGAAGUUUGUGUUAUUUGGCUCGAUUUUGAUGGAAACCCAGUCCCUUUUGCUUACCUGAUCACGAAAGGGGCUUUUGUCGAUAUUGACACUUAUGAAAACCAUCCGUGGAUGUUUGAAAAUCCUAACAAUGGGGAUAGAUUUGUGGUAGAAAAGUCUGAAGUAUAUUUUCCUGUAUCAUGGAAAACAGAAUACAGGAAGAUGAAUCGUCCGCAGAGAGGUUGUUCCAGACAGCCGAUCCAGCGGAAGAACCUUCUUAUCACUUAUCCUGUCGACUCUCUCAAAGAUAGGGCUUUAAGAGUUAUUCGCAAUGUCCUGGAGAAACCUGAAGAUAGUUUUAAGUUAGAUAUUCCUCAUUCAAUUCAAGCAGAUGUUUAUAAGUUAAUGUUGAAAAAAUCAAGGAAUAGAAAUCAGGCCACUCAAGACAGUCGCUCUUGAGAGUUUUUAUUAUUAUUAUUAUUUUUUAAAUUGAAAUAGUGCGAUUUGUGGUAGUUCUGUUACAGAAUCUACAACGUAUCUAUUACAAGUACUCUACAAUGCCAAAUUGAGAUGUCCUAAUGACCCCAUAUUGUUUCAUAGAUUCCCCUCAUUUUUAGAUUUUUUAAGUAUCAAAUAGUGUAAAGUCAGGUCUGUCACCAUAUCUUAUUUUAAACAUUUGCGAUAUUUCAUUUUGAAUCGCCCAAGACUUUAAACCAUGCCUUGUUCCUGUAAGAGACUGUUUCUGAAGAAUUCAUUUUAACUAGGGUCAUUUAUCUAGAAAUUUCAAUGAUUUUCUCUUUCUCGGAAGGUGAAGGUACGGGUAUUUUAUAAGUCCCAAGGCAACUGGUUACGGGCAGCCAAGUUAGGAGUUCCUUUUCAGCUUCUAUAAAAUUUCACAGCACAACCUCUGGCAUGGAAGGCAGACCUUGGUUCUUUUUUGUACGUAUAAUUGGUCAUUUUUUUCGUCCAAUCGUUAGAAAAGAAUAGAAGAAAGUAAUUUGUUGAAAGUUUAACGGGUACUCUUGCCUCUCCUCUCUAUACAUUCAAUUGAAGAGCUUGGAGGACAAGGUGCAUGAAAGCUGUUUUUUUAAAAAAUUGAGAUGAUAUGAGUUCUAAUAAAACCAGUCUUAAAGCAUAUUCUCUGUAAAAUUCUCUCCCAAAUUCCAAUUUUUAAGCAUCAAAAAGUCAGUUUGAACUUUCUCUCCGCCAUAAGGAUCUAUUUAAUUUUGAAACUUCAAACACGCAUUUCUCAAAAUAGCAAAAACUGCACUUAUGUGCCUUGUCCUCCAAGCCCCUACAGUUUCCAAGUCUCCAAGCCCCUACCGACAGUUUCUUCUUUGAUCAUCAGGGUUAGGGAGGAACUGUUAGGGUUUAGGGUGUAUGAACACAAUUGAUCCUUUUGACUUAGAAUCAUUCCCUGAGUUUUAUUCCACUGCAGCUGUUGCUAGAGACCUUGGACCAGCAGACCAACUUUUGAAACCAGUUGAAGCUCUGUCGGCAAGAUAAGACAAUGCAAAACCCUGUAGUUCUACCAUGUAUCAUAAAUAUAUGGUUGAUGUCUUGUUGUGCUUACUCAAAUUUCAGUAAUAAAUCUGCAGCAGUUGCAACAUUUAGAGAGUUAUACAGCUUCCUCAGUAUUCGUGUGCAUUUCUUGGCGCUGAUAGCACUAAUUGAUUGUGAUCAUCAUUUUCUUAUUUUCAGAAUUGUUUUGUUAAGUUUUGUGUUGUUUUGUAAAUGAGCUUAUUAUGAAAACUUUAUGUACAAUUUUAAUACAGAGUUGAUAACUAAGAAA